AUGUCACCUUAUCAAUUGGUGUUUGGGAAGUCAUGCCACCUCCCGGUUGAGAUGGAGCACUCAUCGUAUUGGGCGGUGAGGCAAUUGAACAUGGACUUCACUAAGGCCGACAAGGAGAGGAUACUUCACCUUAACUUGCUUGAUGAGUUUAGGAAUGAAGCAUACGCUAAUUCCUCCAUCUACAAGGCGAGGAUGAAAGCUCACCACGACAAGAUGAUCGAGAGGCGUGAGUUCUACCUGAGAGACGCCGUUUUGCUUUUCAACCACAAGUUGAGGUUCUUCCCGGGCAAUCUGAAAUCUAAGUGGUCCGGCCCCUUCACUAUUAAGGAAGUUAUGAGCAAUGGCACGAUAGAGCUCUUUGGACCCGAUGGAAGCACAUUCAAGGCCAAUGGUCAAAACUUGAAGAAAUUUUAUACUAGGGAGCAACAUGACGAAGUCUUUGUUGUUGGCUUGAUCGAGUAG
Salvia hispanica is the source of this 462-nucleotide messenger RNA. RefSeq lists its product as uncharacterized. Lineage: Eukaryota; Viridiplantae; Streptophyta; Magnoliopsida; Lamiales; Lamiaceae. The record is from RefSeq and is a predicted model, not a curated record.